This is a messenger RNA of Colossoma macropomum (tambaqui), 1870 nucleotides long. It is a transcript of the gene snap47, whose product is annotated as synaptosome associated protein 47. The transcript has 6 exons. The record is from RefSeq and is a predicted model, not a curated record. Lineage: Eukaryota; Metazoa; Chordata; Actinopteri; Characiformes; Serrasalmidae. Gene Ontology annotation, molecular function: SNAP receptor activity; syntaxin binding. Gene Ontology annotation, biological process: synaptic vesicle priming; exocytosis; synaptic vesicle fusion to presynaptic active zone membrane. Gene Ontology annotation, cellular component: plasma membrane; SNARE complex. Bases 248 to 1498 code for a protein of 416 amino acids.
GGUUGCACCCGCAGCAGUGGCGAUCGCGCAGCUGCGAUAUUGACCAUAAAAAAUCAACAUUUUCUCUCCGUUUCUCCUCUUUAAUCCACGGUUCUGCAGCGCCGGGUGGACCUGAGCGGACAGGAGCGGCUUCAUCCAGCACUCCACACACCGAUGGAGGCCAGUUCAGUGUCCGGUCUGUAAAAGCAGGUGAGCUUCUAGCCGGACUGUGGGGCCGCUGAGCUCGAGCCCCGCCCACUGCGACAGGAUGAGCCGGGACGCGCCCAUCCACAGCUGGCCCGGCUCCUACUACGUGAACGGCGAGAAGCGCUGGGUGAGCGGAACGCUCUCGCUGACCCGCACGGCCGUCCGCUUCACCUCGGAGCAAAGCCGCGACGCGCUGGCCAGCUUCCCCCUGUCCCGCAUCGUGGAGAUCAAGAUGGAGUCAUCCAGCUUCAUCUUCAGUGCCCUGACGGUCCUGGAGCAGGGCAACGUCAAGCACUGGUUCGGUUCCCUGCGGCCGUGCCGGGCCGCCGUCUUCCACGUCCUGGAGCACUUCUGGAGGGAGCGGCUGCUGUCGCCCAGUGAGGCCCAGGCUCAGGCUCCUCUCAGCAAGGGUCAGGAGCUCAUCAGCCUGGUGACCGGAGCCCAGCGCAGGCUGGCCGACACCGGCAAAGUGCUCAACCACCAGGGGGAGCAGUUCGACAACAUGAUGCAGGGCCUGGACAAGAUCGAGUCCGACCUGGGCGUGGCUGAUAAGCUGCUGUCAGAGUUGGAGUCUCCGCCGUGGUGGCCCUUCGGUAAGCUUCCCUGGAGGAGUCAGCAGGAGGCGAAGGCGGAGUCUGCUGCCAAAGCUCCGCCCCCCAGAGGCUCAGGGAAGGCCCAGAAAGUGAUCUGCAGUGUGCCAGCGGUUGUGGGGCGCGGCAGUGAUUCGGGAGAGUUAAAGCCGGGCUCUCUCACCCUGCUGCCCUCCGCGCUGGAGCUGAGGGACGCUAGCGGUCAGCUAAUCCACCGCUUCGAGAGGGAGGAAGUGGACGACAUCCGUGUCCACAACCCGUAUGAGAUCAGCGUCCGCCAGCGGUUCAUCGGCAAGCCCGACAUUUGCUACCGCCUGCUGUCGGCCAGGAUGGCCGAAGCCCUGUCCGUCCUGGAGGUGCAGUACAAGAAGAAGGUGGAGUUCACCAGCGAUUAUGCUGCCUUCCAGGGAUCGCCCAGCACUACGCCGGACAGCGGAGCAGCGUUCUGGGGUGCAGGUGCUCAUAGUCUGGAGACGGAGGUGCCUGUGGAGGUUCCUGCAGGAGAUCUGACGCAGGUCCAGCUGCACGUCCUGCAGCCCACAGUGACCGAGGCCGAGGCCCAGGAGCUCAAACAGAUGCUGCUGCAGUUGAAGUCUCUGGCUCUGGAGGCUGAGACGGAGCUGGAGAGGCAGGACGAAGCUCUGGAUGUUCUAACGUCCUCCAGCGAACGCGCCACCAUGAGCAUCGACAAACACACACGCAGGAUGAGGAAACUGCUGUAACACUCACAGCAUCCUGCUGCCAUAGCAACGGUUCAUGUAGAGUCUUCAUCUCUUCCUCUCCAGUCCAGACCCUCUUCCUGCUCAACACACUGCAUGGCUCAGUGCCCCCCUCCAGAGCGCCCCCUACUGAGCGAGAUGUAUAUUCCUACAGAUAACGGGAGAUUUCCUGCUGUUCCACGUGAGGUGGAUCGUUAAGCUCUGAUUGCAGAACCACACUACUGACCCCUCAGACUCAGUUCUACUCCAUUUACUUCAUUUACAUUACAGUCAUGUGUUCUGUGUGUACGACGCUGUCAGACGUUUAAACCUGUAUCGCUUUGUUUGUUGUUUGUAUGCAGGUCGAGAGCAAAAUAAACUCUAACUGACGCCUGU